Pungitius pungitius (ninespine stickleback) is the source of this 4018-nucleotide messenger RNA. Its product is annotated as gastrula zinc finger protein XlCGF28.1-like. Gene Ontology annotation, molecular function: DNA-binding transcription factor activity, RNA polymerase II-specific; RNA polymerase II cis-regulatory region sequence-specific DNA binding. Gene Ontology annotation, biological process: regulation of transcription by RNA polymerase II. The transcript is spliced from 2 exons. NCBI's taxonomy places the organism in Eukaryota, Metazoa, Chordata, Actinopteri, Perciformes, Gasterosteidae. The record is from RefSeq and is a predicted model, not a curated record. Bases 298 to 1725 code for a protein of 475 amino acids.
AAGAAUGCACCCGGAUGUUGAUCUCAGAAUAACAUGGCGCCGAUCGGUCGUAGAAUCAGCCGUGUCUGUGUUACGUUGACCAAGUACUAGUUAUCUCCAUCAGUCCUGAUCCACCAGAGUCCCUGGACGUCUGGAUAAAUCUCUGACGGGCUCUCACAGUUUUUCCGGAUGUUUGUCUUCCAAAUCAUCGCCCGGUAAACAGACCGAAGUGUGCAACACACAGCUAGUCCGAGUUUAACGGAGAAAGUGUUUUUAACGGAGUUCAUCUGGAGGAAACGUAUCUGUGAUUCAGCAAAGAUGUCUAAAGUCCACGUGCUGAUGUAUUUAUUUAAGCAGCGACUCACUGAGGACGCUGAAGAGAUAUUUGGGCUGUUUGAAAGAACGAUAGCAGAGUACGAGGAGGAAGCUUCUAGAUUAAAAGAGGACAACGAGCGGCUAAAGAAACAUCUGCACGCUGUUUUCAACCCUGAAGUCCGCAUUCAAAGAACAGAGCAGCUGUUUGUGCUUAAAGAAGAGCAGCAGGAGGACCAAGAGUCCCCCCACAUUAAAGAGGAAAGGGAGGACCCAGAGCCCCCCGACAUUAAAGAGGAUCAGCUUCAAGGGCUGGAGGAGGCAGGCAUGACUUUCUCAUUUGAUCCUGUGGAGAAUAAAGAUGAUGAAGAUAAAGUUCAGUUUCCACAGAUUCAUCAGAGAGAGACUGGGGACUUCUCUGAACCUGAGACAGAGGACAGUGAUGAUUGGAAUGAGACCAGAGAACAUCACUCCGGUUCGAACUCUCAUAACAAUGAUGAAUCUUUGGUCUGUUCUAAAUGUAAGAAAACAUUUGGUUCCAUUAAAACGCUGAAGAGACACAUGAUGACCCACUCAUCAGAGAAACCCUUCAGCUGCUCACAGUGUGGUAAAUGUUUCACUCAAAGUGGCACACUGAAAAGACACUUGAGAUGUCACACAGGGGAGAAACCUUUCAGCUGCUCAGAGUGUGAUAGAUGUUUCAGUGAUAGUGGAACGCUGAAGAGACACAUGAGAUGUCACACAGGUGAGAAACCUUUCAGGUGUUCAGAGUGUAGUAGAUGUUUUAGUGCUUGUGGAGAUCUGAAGACUCACAUGAGAUGUCACACAGGGGAGAAACCUUUCAGCUGCUCAGAGUGUGGUAAAUGUUUCACUCAGAGUGGAACGCUCAAGAUACACGUGAAAUGUCACACAGGGGAGAAACCUUUUAGCUGCUCACAGUGUGGUAAAUGUUUUACUCGAAGAGGAGAUCUGAAGACACACAUGAAAUUUCACACAGGGAAGAAACCUUUCAGCUGCUCACAGUGUGGUAAAUGUUUCACUGUACGUGGAGAUCUGAAAACACACAUGAGAUGUCACACAGGGGAGAAACCCUUUAGCUGCUCACAGUGUGGUAAACGUUUCAUUAGAAGUGGAGAUCUGAAGACACACAUGAGAUGUCACACAGGGGAGAAACCUUUCAGCUGCUCACAGUGUGGUAAAUGUUUUACUCGAAGUGGAGAUCUAAAGACACACAUGAGAUUUCACACAGGUAAGAAACCUUUCAGCUGCUCCCAGUGUGGUAAAUGUUUCACUGAAAGUGGAGAUCUGAAGACACACAUGAGAUGUCACACAGGGGAGAGACCUUUCAGCUGCUCACAGUGUGGUAAAUGUUUCACUCAAAGUGGAAAUCUGACGAAACACAUGAGAUGUCACACAGGGGAAAAGCCUUUUUAGCUGCUCAGAGUGGAAAACAUUUCACUCACAGUUAAAAGCGUAAGAGACAUGAGAACAGGGGGGAGAACCCUUCCAGCUGCUUAGAUUUAACCAUCUCCUGGUUACAUCACUGUUUUGCACGCAAUUUUUUAAUACCAUCUGCAAAACUAUAAAGACGGACAGAUAUUUGCAACUACUUUUCACUUGCUUGACAUAUACAUUAAAUUGUCAGAGACCUCCUAUCAGGGAUUCAGUCUCAUUGAGAAGACCCUCUUGUUCCUUGGAUGAAAUCACAGAGGCUCACAGACAAGGGAUCCUUAUUUCCCUUACACCUGUCCGAUGCCCUUUGUACUGCGAGUCCAGCACCUCUUCAGGAGUUUGAUUCCUGAAGUAGUAAAAUCAGGAAUUAAAUGUACUUUACAUCUUUUACAUUGUUUAUUCUGUGCACUUGAAAUCGUUUACAUUCUUUCCAUCCCAGGAGAUAGAUCUUCCUUUCAUUCUCUCUGAGGUUUUUUUUUUCUACCUGUUGAAAUGUGUGGUGGAAAUUGGUGGAUAAAGCCCUUGUGAUAAAUCAAAAGUUUCCUAAACUUGUUUGUGAUGAAGUAUUUAUUACUAAAGAAUACAGAAAUCAUCAUCACAAGCCAAAAGUGCAGUCAGAAGUCCAAAUGACUCAAUUCAGCUCAAAGGGGAUAGAUGUUCCCUCUCCCUUACAGGCGCAGAAAGAUAGGACAAGCUUCUUGGUGUAAAGAGAAGGCUUUAAUACACAUCGGCGCUCCACACUGCCCAAACCAGGACAACACCGUACAAGGAAGGAGACGACGCCGGAGCCGCACAGCUCGGCGCCCCCCGCUACGACGACGCCGGAGCCGCACCGCUCGGCGCCCCCCGAGACCCUGAGGCCCGGCCGCCGACCCGGCAGACCCCCAGAGCACCCCACGCCCGGCCGCCGCCCCGGCAGGCCGCCGGACCAUAGCUGUCGGGUCCCCACCCUCCCGCCCCUGGUCUGAUUUUCAUGGUUCUGCCCCCCUUUAGGACCGUCUGGAAUUCGGUCCUUGAGGGGGGGUUCUGUCAUGUUUGGGUCUGCUCUGUCUUAUUUUGUAGUUUCAUGUCUCUUGUGUUCCUGGGUGACUACACUUCCUGCCUUGUCCUGUGAUUGCCUGAUUGAUUUCACCUGUGUCCAAUCACCUGCACCUCCCUAGUGUAUUUAAGCCCUGUGUGCCAGUUGUCCUUUUGUCGCGUCAUUGUCUAAUGUCGUUCGUCGUGGGAGCACGUAUGGUCUUUGUUGGAAUAAAGAGCACUUCGUUUCGGAAACCCCUGCGUUUGAGUCCUCCCUUGCGCCUGCACCAGCAUUCCAUUCUGACAGAUUAUUCAUUGGAAGGGUGUAAUCUAUGUCACAUUGUUGACUGUUAAUAUUGUAACAUUACCCAGCCUUAUACCGUCAUGUUCACUGUUAAAAUACAAGUUUGCCUGUUUUUUAUGUUCCACUUGUGUUGCUGCCGGCUGUCAUAUUAUCAAUGUAUUGCUGCAUAGAUUUUUGUGAACAAUCUCCUUGUGUAAAUUCUGUUGUUUUGCAUGUUAAGGUGCUGAGUUUCAGAAACCUCAUCAUGCUUAGCAUUUCAGAAAAAUACCACAAGAUCUUUAAUGUGUUCAUAAAUUGACUUCUUUCUUUCAUUUACAUUGUAUAACGUUUUUAGGAAAUAUGUUGUAAGGAUUUAGUUUGGAUACUUAUUUUAAUAUUCAUUGUCUGGUAAUCUACAUUUUGAGCAUUAUGAGUACAAAUUUGUUUAUCAAAAUCCCUGUGAGUUUUCUGUUGUGUAAAAUCUGUUUAAAUGUUAGUGGUCAAGAAAUAAAUCAAUAUAAGACACAGAAAAACAUGGAAUUUUGCAUGAAAUUAUAUCACUCGGCCCUAUAAGUGCUACAAUAUAUGGAGAUACCAGACCAACACCACAUCUAAGUGACUGCCCAGUGUGUGGACAGUAAUCCCAAAAAGGUUUUAGAGGCACCGCUCCCUUAGGUCGUGGCAACGCUCCUUUAACUCGAGGCACCCGUCCAGGUAGUUCCUUCGACCUGUGGGACCAGUACCUGAACUGGUGUCACCGCUACAGGUACCUCUCUUGACCGAAUGAACACAGGAGGCAGUUUCUGUAAACCCGAGGCAGUUGCCACAACUCGCCGCGGCACCCCAACCUGCAACAGGAAGUGCCUCAACGAAUUAUCAGUGCCACGAUUUGCGCUAGCUCCUACUGGAAGUUCUUUGUACCGGCCGAAAAGUUUUCAAACACAAUAUAAUACUCUGAUUAUUAUUCUGACUCAU